This is a messenger RNA of Hydractinia symbiolongicarpus, 1066 nucleotides long. Its product is annotated as ADP-ribosylation factor-like protein 3. Gene Ontology annotation, cellular component: cytoplasm; microtubule cytoskeleton. The transcript has 8 exons. Gene Ontology annotation, molecular function: GTP binding; GTPase activity. Bases 177 to 716 code for a protein of 179 amino acids. Gene Ontology annotation, biological process: cilium assembly. The record is from RefSeq and is a predicted model, not a curated record. Lineage: Eukaryota; Metazoa; Cnidaria; Hydrozoa; Anthoathecata; Hydractiniidae.
GGCCACCCAGGGAUUAAGACAAUUUUCACAACAUAUCCAGCGCUCAGACAUUGUUUACCUUCACGCUUGUUGGUUGGUUACGAGUGAAAAUAACUAUUUCUGAGUAUUUUAAAUUGGUGUCUUGCAUGUAUCAAACCAUUAAAUAAACCUUGAAGUAUUUAUCAAUAUUCUUAAUCAUGGGCUUGCUUGAUCUUAUUAGGAAGAUGAAACAGAAAAACAAAAAAGAACUUCGUAUACUGCUGUUGGGACUAGAUAAUGCUGGCAAGACAACCAUAUUAAAAUCUCUUGCAUCUGAAGAUGUUAGUCAUAUAACACCAACACAGGGCUUCAACAUCAAAUCUGUGCAAUCACAGGGGAUUUUGUUAAAUGUUUGGGAUAUUGGAGGUCAAAAAACUAUCCGACCAUAUUGGAGAAAUUACUUCGAAAAUACGGAUGUUUUAAUAUAUGUUAUUGAUAGCGCUGACAGAACAAGAUUUGAAGAGUCUGGCAUUCAACUAGCAGAAUUAUUAGAAGAAGAGAAAUUAGCUCGAACUCCAUUGCUGCUCUUCGCAAACAAACAAGAUUUAAUGAAUGCAGCUCGUUCAACUGAGUUGAUGGAUGGGUUAAAUUUAAAUGCAAUCAAAGACAGACCAUGGCAAAUUCAGCAAUGUUCAGCACUUAGUGGGGAAGGGUUAGCAAAUGGUAUGGAAUGGAUCAGAAAAAACAUAAAAAGCUAGUAAUUGUAGUUGUCUGGUAGUUUUUUUUUGUUUUUUUUUAACUGUAAUUUAUUUGCAAGAAAUGCAGGAAGAUGUAAACCACUUUUGUCUCGUCUACCGGCAGAUUUCAUGUUUGCGUUAAAGAAAGCGCACGUGCUUAUUUUGCCAUCAAAGAAAUUUCUGAUAAUGUAUUGUAGAUAAAUUUUUUUGAUUUAAUUAGUUAAUUUGUUGAUUUAUCCAGAAUUUUUGUGUAACAAAUCUCCUGAAUGAUAUAAAGAGACGCCUUAUUACGUGAAGUGUCAUCACAGGCCGAUUGAUGUUAAUUUGAUGCUGGAAUUAUGCUUAAAAUGAUAAUAUAUUUAUCUUUUAAA